AACAAGACAAAAACUACAGGCUUGCGCUCGCAUUCAAACAGUCGCUUAAGCUGUGCUUCCACCAAAAGGCUUAACAGCAGUUACUGCUCAUCAUUCAUUCUUCAACUCAUCAAAGAGAAAAAGAGUUUUAGCAACAGGAGAGCAGCCGAGAGGUUGCUAUUAAAGGAUCAGCUAUGCUUGGAGGCAUACGCACAGAUUUGGUGGUCACAGUGGCUGUUCUCUUUCUAACUCAGACAGGGACUCAAUGCAGAGCUGAAAAUGACUUCCUAUUAGUUACUUUACCAGAGUGGAGGGCACAUUCAGAAUACGUUAUACAGUGUUUUGAUGACAGACGUGCCAAUCUGAACUGUGACUGGACGGCGAGUGAAAAAGGAGCAGGGGAUUUUGCAGUGAAUGUUUCAGAGAGUGGUCCACUAGGGAUUGAGGGCAAGGCUUGUCUAGAGUUCUGGUACCUUGUCCCAGUUGCAGCUAAUGGGUCUGAACUUCGUGUCUUGCUAAAAAACAGCGUUGGUUCAGUAGAAAUCUGGACCUCUCCUGCUCUUCCUCAGAACGCAUGGAGGCAAGCGUUUGUGCCCCUGAACAUCACUGAGCCUGGGUCUCAGGUUGUGUUUGAAGCGGUUCAAGGAUUGUCCAUAGAGAAAGAGAUCACAUUUAAACAGAUAGGUGUAAGAAAAGGCUCCUGUGGGCAACAGUGUGAAUCGAACACAGAGUUAUGGACAGAUGUGACCACCCGCUGCCUCUGUUCUGCUGGCCAGCUCUCCUGCUUUCCCUCUCAGUGCCCUAAAGGCCAACUCUGUGGUCCUCAAAGAGGAGGCCCCAAUGGGACUUCUACCUUUGGGAUGUGCACUAUACACAGUCAGGCGGACGGCAGCACUUUUGAUGGAGUAUUGUUCCGCUUCACGACCGCCUGCACUUAUGUUCUGGCUAAGACCUGCUCACCCACUGAAACCCUGCCCAUGUUCACUGUGGAAGUGGUCAAUGAGCAGAAUGAUAACACAUCUCUGCCACAGGUCCAGAAGAUCAAUAUUAACAUGAGGAUUUACAGGGUGUCUCUGCUCAAAAGCCAAACAGACCGGGUUGUGGUUAAUGGGAUCUGGAGGAAGCUUCCACUUAGCCUUAACAGCGGCACUGUCAAUAUCAGGAGCAACCCUGCCACUAUUGUGCUGGCAACCACUUUUGGUCUUAUAGUCUCAUUUGACAGCACUGGUGUGGUCCACGUCACCCUGCCAUCAACCUAUUCUGAUAAAGUCUGUGGCAUGUGUGGCAACUUUAACAAUCACAAAGAAGAUGACUUUGGGAACCUCAAUGCACAAAAUGCAACAGCUUUGGCUGAAAGCUGGCAGACUGGGGAACCUGCCUCCUCCUGUGAAACUAUUCUAUUCCCUCAGUGUGACCCAGUGGAGGAGGCAGAGUAUGCCAGCGAGCAGUACUGUGGAGGCUUAUUCUCUACUACUGGUCCCUUUGCUGACUGCUUAUCAGUUGUAGGGGCAGACAGCUACAUCAGAGGCUGCGUGUUUGGCAUGUGUUCUACUCGUGGUGACCCAGCCGUGCUAUGUGAGACGCUACAGGUGUAUACUGAUAUCUGCAAUAAAGCUGGCAUUGCAGUACCCAUGUUGAGGAACUCCACACUCUGCCCCAUACAGUGCGGUGAGAACAGCCACUAUAACUCAUGUGCUGAUGGCUGUCCCGAGGUGUGCUCCAAUCUGGAUAUAGCUGGCUCCUGUGGAAGCUGUGUGGCAAGAUGUGAGUGUGAUUCUGGCUUCAAGCUCAGUGGGGAAAAGUGUGUCCCAGCAGAAGACUGCGGGUGCUGGUAUAAUGGAAAACACUAUGAGAAAGGAGAAACACUGGUGGAAGGAGAUUGUGUGCAACAGUGUCAGUGCAUGGGUAAUAACAAUGUGCAGUGCACUCAAAUGCAAUGUGCAGACAAUGAAGUUUGUAAGGUUAAAGACGGGGUCAAAGGCUGCUUCCUUUUCAAACCCACCACCUGCAGUGUGUACGGUGAUCCACACUACAUCACCUUUGAUGGGCUGGCAUAUGACUUUCAAGGGGGCUGCAGUUACAUAUUGACCACCACAUGCGGUGGAGGAAGCUCAGUCCAGUUCACAGUAUCUGGACACAACACCCAUCCCCCCCUUCAGAACUUCACCAGAUCCAAGCUUCAAGCCGUGGCUCUCCAAGUCGAGGAUCUGUAUCUCAUCUUGAAUCAAAGCGGAGAGGUCUAUGUCAAUUAUAAACAAGUUCAACUGCCGUAUUCAACCAAAGGGACAUAUGGGUCAGUAUGGGUGUAUGUGAAGAAUAAUCAUAUCAUCUUGGAGACAACCUUUGGCCUCAAAAUGCAGAUAGAUGGAGAGAACAGACUGUUUCUGCAGGUGGAUGAGCACUACAAGUAUGAACUGUGUGGACUGUGUGGCACUUAUUCUGGAUACCAGGACGAUGACUUUGUAACUCCAGGAGGCCAAAACGUGUCAGAAGCGUUCGAGUUUGGUGACAGCUGGAGGGUCCCAAACAACUCUGAAUGUUUAGCUCGUCCAAACAAUCCAAGACUCUGUGAUAAGGAUGAGAAGGAUACAGCCUACAAUGAGUGUUCAGUGCUGUUUGGCAGUGGUUUCAUGCCCUGUCAUGAACACAUUCACCCAAGCAUCUACCUCAAUAGUUGUGUGUAUGACUACUGUGCUACGAGCGGCGACCAACACACACUCUGUGAAUCUCUGAAGUCCUAUGCAACAGCAUGCCAGGUUUCAGGAGUUGAACUUCCAAACUGGCAGACUGGCACAGCCUGUGAAGACCUCUCUACCUCAACAGCUCCUCCAACAACUGCUUCUCCAACACCAGAUCAGACUUUUUGUCCCUUGAACUGCAAUUUCGAAAAAGAUCUGUGUGGGUGGGAGCAGCUUAUGCAGGACACUUUUGAUUGGACGAAACACUCUGGACCCACACCAACAAAUUUAACAGGUCCAAACCAAGACCACACCACUGGAGCUGGUUUCUACAUGUACCUUGAGGGAGACAGUGUAACUCAUGGAGACUCUGCCCGUUUGAUGAGCUCGGCAUGUAAUUUUAACGGACCACUCUGCCUGUAUUUCUGGUACCAUAUGUAUGGUUCAGCCACAGCCAUGGCUCUUAAUAUCUACCUGCUGAAAGACAGUAAAACUACAAAGCUCUGGUCCAUGAUGGACAACCAGGGACCAGAAUGGCAUCUGGGAAGAGCUGAUGUCAAAGUCUCUGGUCCAUUCCAAAUUAUAAUAGAAGGAAUUCGAGGCUCUAAUUAUCAGUCAGAUGUGGCCAUAGAUGACAUAUCUAUCCAUUUUGGCUCAUGUUCAGAUGGUUUUCCAGUCCUGGGAAGUGGAACUAAGCCUUCUACUACAACUACAGAAAUGCUUCCCUUACACCAAAUCUGCAAUCUUGACUGCAACUUUGACAGCAACCUUUGUAGCUGGAACCAGAUGAUUACAGAUGCUUUUGACUGGACCUGGCAAAGAGGUUCUACCCCCACAUUGAUGACAGGCCCCUCUGCUGACCACACUGGGGAUGGCCACUAUCUGUACAUUGAAGCCAACAGUGCAACGUAUGGAGACACAGCUCGUCUUAUCAGCUCUGAGUGCUCUGACUCUGGACCUCAGUGUCUGCAAUUCUGGUACCAUAUGUACGGCACAGCAGAUACAAUGGGUCUCCAUGUUUACCUGCUCCAAAACAGAAUAGCCAAUCAGAUUUGGAGGAAGCAGAAUGACCAAGGAAAUAUGUGGCACCUGGCUCAGGUGGACAUUGAACCAACCACAGCUUUUCAGAUCAUUAUUGAGGGGCGCAGAGGAUCCAAUGAUCAGUCAGAUGUGGCCAUAGAUGAUUUGAAGCUUUAUCGGGGCCACUGCUCAAAUCUGGUAGGUGGCAUUACAACACAAUCAGCUAGACCUGAUCUUAAUACCACGACACCCCCAAGUGUAACUGUCCAAACCACUGCAGCUCCACAGCCUCCUAUGGUCACUACUACCUUCCAACCACCGAUAAUAAAUACCACUGUCCCUUCAAAUAACCGGCCACCUCUGCAGCCAGUCUGCCAACUCCACUGUAAUUUUGAGCAAGAUUUAUGUCAGUGGAAUCAGUUGAUCACAGACGCUUUUGAUUGGACAAGACAGAGUGGCUCCACUCCUACUAUCAAUACAGGACCUUCUACAGAUCACACCACAGGAGGUGGCCACUAUCUGUACAUUGAAGCCAACAGUGCAACGUAUGGAGACACAGCUCGUCUUAUCAGCUCUGAGUGCUCUGACUCUGGACCUCAGUGUCUGCAGUUCUGGUACCAUAUGUACGGCACAGCAGAUACAAUGGGUCUCCAUGUUUACCUGCUCCAAAACAGAAUAGCCAAUCAGAUUUGGAGGAAGCAGAAUGACCAAGGAAAUAUGUGGCACCUGGCUCAGGUGGACAUUGAACCAACCACAGCUUUUCAGAUCAUUAUUGAGGGGCGCAGAGGAUCCAAUGAUCAGUCAGAUGUGGCCAUAGAUGAUUUGAAGCUUUAUCAUGGCCACUGCUCAGAUCUGGUAGGUGGCAUUACAACGCAAUCAGCUAGACCUGAUCUUAAUGCUACAGCGCCCCCAAGUGUUCCUGUCCAAACUACUGCAGCUCCACAGCCUCCUAUGGUUACUACUACCUUCCAACCACCGAUGAUAAAUAUCACUGUGCCUCCCAUAGUGGAGGAAACAACCAACUUAAUUAAUAAGAACAAUGUUACUGAAGCUCCAGAUAACCGGCCACCUCUGCAGCCAGUCUGCCAACUCCACUGUAAUUUUGAGCAAGAUUUAUGUCAGUGGAAUCAGUUGAUCACAGACGCUUUUGAUUGGACAAGACAGAGUGGCUCCACUCCUACUAUCAAUACAGGACCUUCUACAGAUCACACCACAGGAGGUGGCCACUAUCUGUACAUUGAAGCCAACAGUGCAACGUAUGGAGACACAGCUCGUCUUAUCAGCUCUGAGUGCUCUGACUCUGGACCUCAGUGUCUGCAGUUCUGGUACCAUAUGUACGGCACAGCAGAUACAAUGGGCCUCCAUGUUUACCUGCUCCAAAACAGAAUAGCCAAUCAGAUUUGGAGGAAGCAGAAUGACCAAGGAAAUAUGUGGCACCUGGCUCAGGUGGACAUUGAACCAACCACAGCUUUUCAGAUCAUUAUUGAGGGGCGCAGAGGAUCCAAUGAUCAGUCAGAUGUGGCCAUAGAUGAUUUGAAGCUUUAUCGGGGCCACUGCUCAAAUCUGGUAGGUGGCAUUACAACGCAAUCAGCUAGACCUGAUCUUAAUACCACGGCGCCCCCAAGUGUCACUGUCAUAACCACUGCAGCUCCACAGCCUCCUAUGGUCACUACUACCUUCCAACCACCGAUAAUAAAUACUACUGUGCCUCCCAUAGUGGAGGAAACAACCAACUUAAUUAAUAAGAACAAUGUUACUGAAGCUCCAGAUAACCGGCCACCUCUGCAGCCAGUCUGCCAACUCCGCUGUGAUUUUGAGCAAGAUUUAUGUCAGUGGAAUCAAAUGAUCACAGACGCUUUUGAUUGGACAAGACAGAGUGGCUCCACUCCUACUAUCAAUACAGGACCUUCUACAGAUCACACCACAGGAACAGGAGGUGGCCACUAUCUGUACAUUGAAGCCAACAGUGCAACAUAUGGCGACACAGCUCGUUUUAUCAGCUCUGAGUGCUCUGACUCUGGACCUCAGUGUCUGCAGUUCUGGUACCAUAUGUACGGUUCAGCAGAUACAAUGGGCCUCCAUGUUUACCUGGUCCAAAACAGAACAGCCAAUCAGGUUUGGAAGAAGCAAAAUGACCAAGGAAAUAUGUGGCACCUGGCUCAGGUGGACAUUACAGCAACAGACAAUUUCCAGAUUAUAUUUGAAGGACGAAGAGGUUCGAAUACUCAGUCUGAUGUGGCAAUAGAUGAUGUUUCACUUCAUCGUGGGCGCUGUGCAGAACUGGUCAAUCCGACAACAACUACAACUCAGUCAAAGCCACAAACGACAGCUAGGCCACAACCAUCAACCACAACUCAACUAAAGCCGGAAACAACAGCUGGGCCACAACCAUCAACCACAACUCAACUAAAGCCGGAAACAACAGCUGGGCCACAACCAUCAACCACAACUCAACUAAAGCCGGAAACAACAGCUGGGCCACAACCAUCAACCACAACUCAACUAAAGCCGGAAACAACAGCUAGGCCACAACCAUCAACCACAACUCAACUAAAGCCGGAAACAACAGCUAGGCCACAACCAUCAACCACAACUCAACUAAAGCCGGAAACAACAGCUAGGCCACAACCAUCAACCACAACUCAACUAAAGCCGGAAACAACAGCUGGGCCACAACCAUCAACCACAACUCAACUAAAGCCGGAAACAACAGCUGGGCCACAACCAUCAACCACAACUCAACUAAAGCCGGAAACAACAGCUGGGCCACAACCAUCAACCACAACUCAACUAAAGCCAGAAACAACAGCUAGGCCACAACCAUCAACCACAACUCAACUAAAGCCGGAAACAACAGCUAGGCCACAACCAUCAACCACAACUCAACUAAAGCCGGAAACAACAGCUGGGCCACAACCAUCAACCACAACUCAACUAAAGCCGGAAACAACAGCUGGGCCACAACCAUCAACCACAGCUGGACCCCAGCCCACAAUAAAUAAACCGCAAUCUACAACAGCAAGACCGCAACAAACAACCCUGCCGGUACCAACACCCUCUUGCCCACGGUAUAGUCACUAUACCACUUGUGUCCCUGCAUGUAGUCCAACCUGUGUAUUCUUGAAUGGCCCACCACAUUGUAGUGACAAUGGGGUUUGUGUUCCUGGGUGUGUGUGCGAUGAUGGCUUUGUCAUGAAAAUGAAGAUUUGUGUGCCUCUGGAACGAUGUGGCUGUGUGGACAAGAAUGGCACCAAACACCAAUUCAAUGAACAGUGGUACACAGAUCACUGCAGUCAGAAAUGUGAAUGUGAGGAGGAUGACGGAAUAGGAAAGAUUGACUGUGAUGAUGAAGACGAGUGUGAUGGAAAUGCUGUCUGCCUUCAAAAUGAAAAGGGCAAUUACUACUGCCACUCUACAGACUUCGAUGAGUGUACUAUCAAGAAGGACCCUGAAUAUAGAACAUUUGAUAAAAUGAAGCAUGAUUUUGAGGGUGAAGACUCUUACGUGCUGGUGAGGACCAGCAACUUGCCAAACAACCUUCCAGACGUCUACAUUGAAAGCAUCAACACGCCCGUCUUAGAUCAGGGCGGUGAUAGUCAGCAUGAAAAUGACAGCAGUAGUGAAGAAGAGCAGAAUAGCAAGGACGAUGAUGAUGAUGACGACGACGAUGAUGAUGAUGAUGAUGAUGACGACAGCAAAGAACAUGAUGAACACCACAGAUUACAAGAGCUUAAGAUCAGAGUGUACAAUCACACUAUGGAGUUCAAGAAGAAUCGGAAACUGAUCGUGGAUGGAAAGCCAACUGAUACGCCCGUCUCAGUGACUGGUGGUCUAAAGAUCUGGAAGCGUUCCUCUCGUAUCUACCUGCAAACUGAUUUUGGCUUGUCAGUCGCGUUUAAUGGACACCAUUCAGCAGAGAUUACUCUACCACACAUUUAUAGAAGCAAGGUGGGAGGCCUGUGUGGAAACUUUGAUGCUCAGAAAAACAAUGACAGGAUGAAGCCAGAUGGUACCAUAGCCAGAAGCACUCAAGAGUUUGGAGAAAGCUGGAGAGUGUGAAUGCCAGAUGAAACACUGUCUUUGAAUGUGGACCGGUUUAAUCACUAUCAGUUACAUAAAACUCCAUAUGGAUAAAUAAGAACAGAUGAUUGUAAUGAUUUUGUUUUUUUCUUCUUUAGCCAGCAAGUGUUGUCUUUAUCUAGCUUUUUAGGAUUAUGUUUUCUGAAUAUCAACAAAUCUAUUUUCCCAUGAAUUCUUUAGAUACUUAUCUCUUUCUUAUUAUUUCUACAUAUAUUUGAUAUAAUCUUUGUACUCUACAUAAUUAUCUCUCUAACUAGACUGUCUAUAACUAUGUUUAUACAAAGGUAAUAUGCUUUUAGCAUAUAUUAAUGCCCUCUUUAAAGCCAAACAUGAUUAAAAUGCACAACUGCAAAUUGAGCUAUUAUUGUCAUUGGAUAAUAUUAAAAAUUUUAAAAGUAUGUGGUAAAUGAUCACAUUUCAUAAAUUGUUUUUGACUUUCUGCAUUGUUGAAGGUUUUCUGAUGAAUCCUUACUGCUCCAAUAAAACUGCACUGUAAGUA
Messenger RNA from Oreochromis niloticus (Nile tilapia), 8256 nucleotides. RefSeq names its product zonadhesin. NCBI's taxonomy places the organism in Eukaryota, Metazoa, Chordata, Actinopteri, Cichliformes, Cichlidae. Bases 174 to 7736 code for a protein of 2520 amino acids. Gene Ontology annotation, cellular component: extracellular matrix; membrane. The record is from RefSeq and is a predicted model, not a curated record. Gene Ontology annotation, molecular function: protein binding. The transcript is spliced from 37 exons.